CCAGCGCCAAGCCCUCCGAAAGGGCUGUGAACGAUGAAAGAUUCAAGAGAUCAGGGACAGGCUUCAGCGGUGGAAUACGUGCUGCGCUCCAUCAUGACUCGAAAAAGAUAGUUAGCGUCCACAAGACCCAAGAAGCAAGCGCUCAGCCAGGUGCAUGCUCCUGCAAAACGUCGCACAAGCUUCGCUUCUUCGCCAAAUUUCCGCCCGCUCAGCUCCACUGAGCUCUGUUUCAGCAGCUCUAUAAAGGAAGAACGCGAUCUGCUAGCCGAUCCAGCAGCAGCAACUACGGCCAAAGGCUUACAAUCAUGGUCUCAACUCUGGCUGAGCUCGAUGUGCUCAGCGACAAGGAGCGUCUCAAGGCCCUGGUCACGUUCUUGAGACAUGAGGCAAAGGAGUCGACGACCUUUGAGGAUCUGCUGAAGAUGGACAUGGCUCCGCGAGACGUCAAAGUAAUCAUUCAAAGCGCAAGGAGGCUCGAUUGGACCACUCAGGGGUUACAGCAUGUUCUUUCAGAUGACUCGCCGAUGCCAGUGAAUAGCGACAUCGAGAAAGGGCUCGUCAUCUCGUUUGGCAAGCUAUGGCGGCACCAUUCGACGUGCUUGCCCUUGAUUGUAUGGCUCGAAGAGGGCGCUGAAAAAGGUGAAGAACCGUCAAAUACAGGUGAACAAGCUGCAAGGGCGCUACGCGACAUUCUCUGGGGCCUGAGUGGCCCUCAGCGAAGACUCCUUGCUACACUCCUUGCCAAACUUCCAGCCUCGUCGGGGGAUCGGAGGACCCAAAUCGUUGAAACGCUCAUCAGCGAUGCGAUGCUCGGACGUGAGCCACCAGUCUCGUUUGCGCUUUACCAGCGCCUCUUGCCUUCUUGCUCGGCAGCCGUUGCGGUCGACUUGUCCACGAAAGCCGGCCCGCUCAGGACACCGCUCAUCAUACCGUCAACAUGGGUCGCACUUGCCCGUCGCCAUCCGGAAAGGCUGGCCGAGUUCGUUGUCAGCUACUAUCGGAAUGGACGACCAAGGCAGAAAGCUCUCAACCACAGCGUACAGCAUCACGUCAUUCCUGCCCUGCUUCGGAUCCAUAAUGUCAAAUCUACCUCGUCGAACUUCACCGUUGGUCAGCAAUUUCUUCUGAACCUCGUCGAUGCGCAAUCCAAAGUACUGUUAACGGACAGGCCGAUUUCAGGUUCUCUUCAAAGCCGCGUAUCUCUCCCUUCUGUUCAGGAUGUUACCAAAAGGCUCGAUGAUCUAAGCAAAGUAGUCGUGUUCGGCAUGGGCAGCACGAGGAGGAGAGGUCGGCCUGGCGAGCGUCCCGAGACGGAGCGGUCUAUGCAAGUCUUCGAUAUCGGCCUGGACCUAUUCGUGCAAAUGCUGAAGAAGACAGAGCAGCAAUCCAGCUCUCACACUCACUUUCAAGGGUGGAACGUCCAUGGCGAUGAAAGGAAGCACAGCGGGAUGCCCAACACCUGCAAAUUGCUCAAGACUAGCAUCCUACGAUGGAGCCAGCUCAGCUCAAAAGGAAAGCAUCUUCAAGCAAGAGACUCACUCAUUGCACUUUCGACUUACAUGGACCCUAUCAUGUGGAGCCUCUCGAAGCGCAGAACAGCAUUGUGCGGUGCAUUGGUAUUGGUGCCCCGGCAAAUGCGGUGGGAUCUUAUCAAGGACCUCAAUGCACCUCACGUUAGCAAAGAGAAGGAACUCAUGAACGUGAACGAUCAAAUCGACCUCAGUUUUCUCGGCGAUGAGGCCGGAAGGAAGCGACCAUUGUCAAUUGACCCACUCUCGAAGCUUGACGUAGCCACUGCGCGAACGCUCCUAGCGCAGACAAAGAGGACUCUCGGGCAGGCGGCUCUGUACACAUGCAUGCAGAUGCGUGGUUGUAACUCAUUGCACCAAUCUGAGCCGUAUGGGCUAGCCUCGACAGAUCUUAGAGCGGGCUACAAUUGCCUCAAUCACAGCAGGGAGUCCACCUUUGGCAAUGGGCUCAUGACCCGGACGCAAUUCGUCAACGACAUUCUCCAAAGGGCUCUCUGUCCGUUUCUGGCCGCCCAUGAGAGCGACGAAGACGCAAAAACAUGGCAGGCCAAUGUCGCAUUCGAAAUGGUCCACUCAGGUCCGGAUGCGCAAUCCUCGGUCAAGGCGCUGGAAAUGUUGGUCAAGGCUUGGUGGAUUCGGCAAAGAGAAGGAAAAGAGGAGGAGAGCCAGGAUGUCCUAGCGUACAUUGAUGAACUCUUCAGGACAAGGUCAAAGUCCGAAGCUGUCCGAGGCCACGUCCGCACGGUCACCCUGCUUUUGGCUCUCACGCUUGGGGACGUCGACAUCUUCGAGAAGGCUUGGACGACUAUGCUGAAUUCGUGCAAGCGUGACCGCGUACCUCGAGUGAUGAAUCUUGUCUGCGCCGACAGCAUUCUGAUGUCCACCGCACUUGUCGAAUCGAUGGCUCUCCUCUUACCACCCGAGUUCAUGCAUCGCUGCCUUUGCUUUUUGCUCGACGACUAUCUCGUUGUGCGGAAGAGAGAGCCCGAUUUCGUCAAGUUCGAAGAAGAAUGGAUCCUAGCAUUUCUACAUCGGAUCUUGCAGAGGAGAGUUCAGUACGUCGUGACACGAAUGAGCGAAGAAGAAGCGAUGGCCAAAGCCGCUGCUUUGCUCGAUCCGAUCAAAGACCUUAUCGUCAACGUGGAGCUCAGGUCACUGACGGCAGGCAAAGGCGUUAACACAGAGUGGACGCAAAGGGACUCUCAAAGCCAAUCAGUCAGCGAGAAGUCGCUUACUAAGGUCUCGUGUCCGAAAUAUAUUGGUAGUUGGCUCGACAGCUUGGUCGCACAUGCAGGACCAACGUCUGUGGAUACUUGGACAUUCCAGCUCAUCUUACUCAACUCCAAAGCUCAGUGGAGCGAUGUGCCCAUGGUGGACUUGGAUCGCUUUGCGCCACGACUAUCCGCGCAGAUUGACCAGCUCAUCCUCCGAGCUUCAGCAAGUUAUCCGAUGCAGGAGAUGCGAGCCGACAUCUUUGCCCUUCGACUACAAUGGUGCCAUGGAGAAGCGCAGCGCGUCGACCUCUUCUCCAGAAUCUGGAAAGACGCUGAGGGUAAUGGUGCAGCCAGGCGCACUAUCGUUGACGAGCUCGUCAAUGGAAAUUUCCUUAGUGGAUCAACAGUAGGGCGGCGAGAUUUGUGGAAAGAUUUUGAAGAGGUCUGGGGUGGACUCUUUGGAAGCGGCUACAUGUCGUUGGCCGAGCUUCUGAGCGAGAAGAGGGUUGAGCCUGGGUCAAUUACCUCGACUAAUCGGGAAUUGGAGGAGACGGAGGAGGAGGCUGUUGGACUGGCAAAGAAGUUAUUCGAGUUGAUGGCCGAUACGAAGGGCUCCCCGGUCGCACUUGGCCGGCAGCAGAUGGAGCUGGCAUGGAACGAAGGCAUGGGCAAUUUAUCAGAGGAGCUUCGGGCCAGGUUGGAGAAGAAGUCCGAAGAAAUGGCAUGCUGGAUCUUGGCGCCAAAGGACACGAGUUCGACAUCUAUCGACAUCAAAGGAAGAGGAGCUCAAAGUUAUACUAGGGGAAAUGGCCGAGGAAGCGGAAGAGGUGGGCCUGGCAGAGGACGAUCAAGAAACUCGAAUCUCGCAGCAAGAAGAAUGCCGUCAGGCCAUGCCAGAGGAGCAGCACUGGAGGGCGACCGGUACAGCUUCACGGAUUUCGAGCUCAGAGCAGACAAAAAUCUACGAAAAGGCGUCCUUCGGCCGGUCGACAUAGAAAUAAUGUUGGAGAUUGUCGAGGGCGCGAUGGAGGACAAAACCUUGCGUGAUGAGGUUCUUCCCUUUGCACAAAAGCUCUUGAGGCUCUUAUCAAGGUCGAAGGAACCAUAUCGAGCGCUCCCAAGGGCGCAAAAGACGAUUGAAGAUCCAGAAAUGUCGGCAUAUCAUCGACACGUACCACUGCGAUCAGAAGUCAUGCGCAUUCUUCCCAAAAACUGGUCAAUUCGCUGGUUUUAUUCGAUCUUGGAGAUAGUGAGCGACAGGGCACAUACACAGAAAUUGCUCGCCAAGGCAGGAAAACAGCCAACGACGCCAUUGGUCAAGAUCACAAGCUUCAAAGCGAUCGUAGAGGCGGUGCAAAGACUUGCAGUCCUUUCGCCAUCGGACAAAGUCCAGCUCUACCUUCGAUGCAUGCACCUCUCAUCCCACGUUGACGUCGUCUCGGGCUGCGUGAAGGCUAUCGCCGGCAUGUUACUUUCGGGACAAGAUUACGAAAGGUGCCAAAGUGUGCUACUGGAUAUAGUUCACCAUCGUGCGAUUCAGUGGACUUCGGCGAGCGACAAAAGCACGUACGCACUAGAACCAUUCAACGCUCAGGACUGCCGAGAAGUUGUCGAAGACAUCCUCAUGACAGGACGAUCAGAUGACCCUAAGAUUAAUCGAUCGUACCUGGAACAGAUUGUCGAUCCGCUCCUGGAGAACAUCUAUCGGCAAAACUUGAAAGCAAACCACGACGCCUUACGGACUCUGGGUGUGGCGCUGGAGGAACUCAACGAGGGCACCAAAAAGAGCCUCGAGGUUAUUUCUAUCCCUCAUCGCCUCUUGCCCAAACUCGAAGGCCAGGAACUCGCAGCUGCCUCCCUGAGCGCAGGACGGGAACUGCACUCCUUGCUCAAGUUGACGGAGCUAAGUCAGUAUUCGCGUCGCUGGGUUCUCAAACACACAGGCUGGCGUAUGCGACGCCUCUUUAGCUUUCGGAGCGAUGAUCACCACCCACCAAAGGAGCAGGACAUUGCGCGCAACAAGAUUCUCCAAUGGAGCAGAGACCGUGGCAGCUUGUCUUCUGCACCUCUACUGGCCGCUCUCGUCGCUGCAAUAGGCUCACUGUCCGCUUCUAUCGACGAGGAAGACUUGUCGGAGGAGGAUGAGGCGGAUAACGGAUGGCAACGAGGGGGACUCGAACCGCUCCUCAAGGUCAUCGAAAGAGUGGGCCAAGGGUACCUGGAUUGCGAAGAUCAAGAGAUGUUUAUCUUGUGGACCGACCAGCUGGUCAAGCUUGCCUCUGCCAGCAUCGGUUGGCCGAUGUACAAGCAGCACCUCGAGCCGAUACUUGAGCGCUUUUUGAAUCGGUGCCAAGCCGAGUCGAUGAAGACAGACGUCCACGCGAGUAUGUGGAACAGCAUCACCCUGAGGCUGCAAUGGCUCAAUUCGGUCGACUGGGCCCAAUUUAAUGAAGGAUCCUCAUUGGGGACGAUACCGAACGCCAUCGUGGCUUGGUUUAAGAAAGCAUACGAAGGUCCCGGUUCGUCGGACUUCAUUCGGACGCAGCAGCUCACGUCCGCGCUUGCGAUCAACCUUGAUCAUACGUUGGCCUCCUUGGUUCCGGGACGCAGGAAACGACACCCUUCAACCGCUUUUCAGGAGCAAGUCCUGGCCCUAGGAGAGGAGCUAAUCACCAAGGCACAACCCACUACCGAGCGAGACCGCAAGGGGCGAGACCUGCGUCACUUGAUUGGCGCGGUUGUCCUGGACUGGUUCUUGCUGUACCAUUUGGCAGAUACCCAGAAUGCGACAAGAAAGAGGUUUAUCCAGUUUUGCAAGGCCCAGUGGACAGACGAGAAAGACGCAGCAUGGUGCUUGCUCUGGAAGAAUGCGUUCAGCAUCGACUCCGACGAUGAAGAAGAAGGAGAUGAAAAGAUCAAGGCAUCGAACCACAUGCACAAGGCUAGACGGUUUGGACCUUAUGGCAGACAGCUAUGAUUACUCUUCUCGCGCAAUCUGUACUGUACAGUACAGUACACUGUAGGAGCACAAUCAUCACAUUGAAAUGCUAACUCGAGGAAGUGAGAAUGUGUG
Molecule: messenger RNA, 5816 nt
Organism: Acaromyces ingoldii
Lineage: Eukaryota; Fungi; Basidiomycota; Exobasidiomycetes; Exobasidiales; Cryptobasidiaceae
Exons: 1
Coding region: 306-5720 (1804 amino acids)
Source: RefSeq, a predicted model, not a curated record